GGCCGCUCGGCAAGGGAAGGAGCGGCGGCGCUUCAAGAUGCGCUGCCUGACUAUGCCCACUCUGCUCCGGACCCUGGCCCAGGCUGCACGAGCAGGGCACCCCACUGGCCGGAGCCUCCACAGCAGCACAGUGGCAGCAACCUACAAGUUUGUGAACAUGCGGGAGCCCUCGAUGGACAUGAAGUCGGUGACGGACAGGGCAGCUCAGACCCUGCUGUGGACUGAGCUCAUCCGAGGCCUGGGCAUGACCCUGAGCUACCUGUUCCGGGAGCCUGCCACCAUCAACUACCCAUUCGAGAAGGGCCCUCUGAGCCCUCGCUUUCGGGGGGAGCAUGCUCUGCGCCGCUAUCCAUCAGGGGAGGAGCGCUGCAUCGCCUGUAAGCUCUGUGAAGCUGUCUGCCCUGCCCAGGCCAUCACCAUCGAGGCCGAGCCGCGGGCCGAUGGCAGCCGCCGGACCACCCGCUACGACAUCGACAUGACGAAGUGCAUCUACUGCGGCUUCUGCCAGGAGGCCUGCCCUGUGGACGCCAUCGUCGAGGGCCCCAACUUCGAGUUCUCCACCGAGACGCAUGAGGAGCUGCUGUACAACAAGGAGAAGCUGCUCAGCAACGGGGACAAGUGGGAGGCCGAGAUUGCCGCCAACAUCCAGGCGGACUACCUGUACCGCUGACGCCCCCGCCGCCCAAUAAAGAGCUCUGCCUCCCGCGC
Messenger RNA from Canis lupus familiaris (dog), 708 nucleotides. RefSeq names its product NADH:ubiquinone oxidoreductase core subunit S8 (gene NDUFS8). Gene Ontology annotation, cellular component: membrane. The transcript has 7 exons. The coding region runs from base 38 to 670 and encodes 210 amino acids. Gene Ontology annotation, molecular function: 4 iron, 4 sulfur cluster binding; NADH dehydrogenase activity. NCBI's taxonomy places the organism in Eukaryota, Metazoa, Chordata, Mammalia, Carnivora, Canidae. The record is from RefSeq and is marked validated. Gene Ontology annotation, biological process: mitochondrial respiratory chain complex I assembly; mitochondrial electron transport, NADH to ubiquinone.